UUGCUGUACGGUAACGAAUCGAAGGAAGAAUCACGUUCAAGAUGGCGACCUCGUUGCUGGUUUCUUUGUUAGGAAGAGAAUGUUCAAUUUGUAAUUUCUUGCGAUUCUAUUUGUGCAUUUAUUUGAUUUUUUCGAAAUCCUAUGUAGAAUGUAUUGGUGAAGUUGUAUAUGCUGUUAAUUGUGGUGGUACUGGGCCACAUACAGAUUUAAAUGGAGUACAUUAUCAAACAGAUAAAUUGUCAAUAGGAACAGCUUCUGAUUAUGGUAAAAGCUUGCAAAUAGACAGAGCAGCACCGUCAGAUCAAAUAUUAUAUCAAACUGAACGCUAUCAUGUAGCUGAUUUUGGAUAUACGAUACCCAUUAAGGAUGAAGGAAAUUUUGUUUUAGUCUUAAAGUUUUCUGAAGUGUACUUUCGUGGAUCAAAAAUGAAGGUCUUCGAUGUGAGAUUAAACCACCAACAUGUUGUGAUAAAAGACCUUGAUAUAUAUGAUCGUGUUGGAUAUGGUGUUGCACAUGACGAGUAUGUGCCCUUCAGUAUAAAGCGUGGUGAACUUCAAGUUGGACCACAUACAUCUCCCUUUCCUGGUACUCUGUAUGUGGAAUUUGUAAAGACUUAUCAUGACAACCCUAAAAUAAAUGCUAUAGUAAUAUUCAAAGGAAAAGUUGAAGAUGUGCCCCGCCUUCAACCGUUAGAACAGCAUGCAGAAGAACAACAGGAGCGAGACGAGGAGGCAGAAGAGGAAGUCCCAAAAGACAAAAAGAAUCGUAAAACAUCUGGUCCAAAAGUCCAAGAUCCCUACGAAUUAGAAGACAAUACUUCCUACUUGUACCCAGUCCUCAUCGCUUUAGGCUUGUUCAUCCCAACCGUUUUAUGUCUUUGCAAACUUUAAAUAGGGUUGCGUGGUAAGGAAUAGUUGUGCGUGGUGGUGCGAAUGCGAGUCCUUUGAAUUUUUUUUGUUCAUAUACAUACGCCUAGUCAAAACUUUAUUUAAUUUUUUUAGAAUUUUAUUAUUUUGGGGCUCAUCGAGCUUUAAUUUGUAGUUGCGAUACUGAAAGUUGAAUUUAAGGAAAUUCGGACUUUAGUAAAAUUGUAGUUGAAUUUUAUGACCCUAUUUUUUUUUAAAAAUCAAAACUAAACAUGGAUCGGCUAGGCUUGCGUCUGUUAAAGUGUUUUUUUCCUCUUUACUGAAAAUGAGAAGUUGCUUAGCUAAGCAUUGUUGAAGUUGAAAUUUUGAGUUGUAUGUAGUAUGUGUAGACUUGUUACCUUGAAAUAUCAGCAUCGAGAUAA
Hydractinia symbiolongicarpus is the source of this 1288-nucleotide messenger RNA. RefSeq names its product malectin-A-like. The transcript is spliced from 4 exons. The record is from RefSeq and is a predicted model, not a curated record. NCBI's taxonomy places the organism in Eukaryota, Metazoa, Cnidaria, Hydrozoa, Anthoathecata, Hydractiniidae. Gene Ontology annotation, cellular component: membrane. Gene Ontology annotation, molecular function: carbohydrate binding. The coding region runs from base 42 to 890 and encodes 282 amino acids.